CACCCUAUCUUGAGCCGUUCAUUGAGGCGGGGAGAGCAUAAUGUGCACAGCUUCGGGUUACGCCGGAUCCAGCGCCGGUCGUGCUCUAGUUCGACGGACGGUGCUCGCCACGAAAGCAUCCUCUACGGACUGUAGCUUCCGUGAAACGUCCGCCGUCUUCAUCCGCUCCGCCGGCGACUCGAGUGAGCAAGCUAUACCGAUUUCCACCACCGAAACCAAACAACUCCUGUACUGACUCGACCUCAUCAACCUCUCCUCUGCUAAUUCCCUGUCUCGCUGCCGCAAUGCGACUGCUUCAGUGAUCUCAUCGUCGCCACCGCCACCGCCGCCGCCGCCGCAUUCUCCCUCCGCCGCUUCAAUUCUGUCGCCAUCGAGGAAAAGCACCGGAUCCAAUACCGCAGAUAUCAUGUCUGGAAGCCCCGCCCUCACAAAUUCUUGGAGAUUCCGGCCGUCUCUGAACAUUUGGUCGGUCGGUCUUUUCCCCGAGAACAAUUCCAGCAGGAGGAUCCCGAAGCUGUACACAUCGCCUUCUUUCGACGCAGCGCCGCCCAUUCCGUACUCUGCCAUGAUUCAAGCACUCGCAAUGAAGCGGUGUCCUCUUCCCCCGAAAGGAUCCUUGCAAUGCCGAAAUCACUUAGAUGAGCAACCAUGUCGUCGUCGAGAAGCACAUUGCUGGGCUUCAGAUCACAAUGAACAAUUGGGGUUUCGCAGAGGUCGUGAAGAUAGUGUAGCGCGGAUGCCACAUCGAUUGCGAUGUCGAGCCUUUGAGUGAGGCUCAAACUCCGCGAAGAACCAUCCACGGGGUGCAACCAUUUCUCCAGGUUCCCAUUCGGCAUGUACUCGAAGACCAGAGCUCUGAAUUCGUCGCCAUUGUUGUCCAAACUGGAGCAAAAAGACAAAACCCUGACGAGAUUUCGAUGCCUAAUGCUUCUCAAUGCAUUGCAUUCUGCCGCCAAGCUCUUGUAAG
Messenger RNA from Linum tenue, 967 nucleotides. The record is from the annotation of a GenBank genome assembly. NCBI's taxonomy places the organism in Eukaryota, Viridiplantae, Streptophyta, Magnoliopsida, Malpighiales, Linaceae.